CGUCAAUUGGACGAACAAGAGCAAAAUAAAGGUAUAAUUCAAGAGAAUAUUAAUUUUAUAUUGGGCGAAUGUAGUACUAAGAUACAAGGCGAAUGCUCAGAAGAUAGCUUAAGUGUAUAUAUCGAGGCGUCAUAUUUGACAGAAGAUGAUUAUAGUGAGAAUGCUUAUGUAAUCCAUGCGGUAUCGAAAGUACUGAAUCCGCUCUUUACACAUUCUAAAUGGCAUCUAAAACGUGCAUGGUCUGAACAAAUGA
This is a messenger RNA of Entrophospora candida, 253 nucleotides long. The record is from the annotation of a GenBank genome assembly. Lineage: Eukaryota; Fungi; Glomeromycota; Glomeromycetes; Entrophosporales; Entrophosporaceae.